UUUUGUUAAAGGACUGGAUAAAAGAUCCUAACGUGCUUCUAUACCCACGAAGAUGCGGAUGAAAAUGAAUACUGAAGCUAUUUGAACACAAGAAGUCACCGUUUAGUCGCCGAAGAUAUGGCUUCACGGAGCUAUGGCGUUUGUGUCCUCUGUCAGAGGGCGGUUGUUGUGAAGAUAAUGUGUAGGGGUAUGAGGGCAGCUGCACACCCACAGUCCCAUGUAGAUUUCCUAAAAGGAGAACCACACAGGAAGCACCCAGGCGUGACCAACCUGAAGACUCUGCGCCUACCUGAAGAGCUCCAGAUGGCUGCACGGUCAAUUAUUCACAGAGCUCAGGUGACUCGGCUGACUGACCGCUCUCGCAGCCUUACAAACUUCCUGUGGAGCAGAAAACGAGCAGUCGAGGAUUCGACCCUGAGGCAGAAAGCUCUGACCCUGGAGAAAGAACUUUGGGAGAAGGCAAUGGAGAAAAGAGAAGAUAUAGAUGAAGAAACCCUUGAAGACCGCAUCAGGAAGAAAGUGUUUUCAGAGCUCAGACGAACCACAUAUCGCUGGACUCCUAUGAAGUUUGAUGAAGAGUUAGGUGUGGUGUACAUGGCAGCUCGGCUGGCUGGGGGCUAUGCAGCAGUGAGGAGAGCCAUGAAUGAGAUAAAGAAGAGGGAUCCAUCUUUUGCCCCUCAGUCUCUCCUGGAUUUUGGAUCAGGGCUGGGAACAGUUGUCUGGGCUUCACACUCAUGCUGGGGCAACACUUUGAAGGAGAUGGUGUGUGUGGACAGCUCUGGGCCGAUGAAUACUCUAGCAGAACGACUUCUUAAAGGUGAUGAUGAAAACGCUGAACCGCACAUCAAACAAGUCUAUUUCAGACAGUUCCUCCCUGUCUCUCCAAAGGUGCAGUUCGACUUGGUAGUGGCAGCCUUCACUCUGUCGGAGCUUCUCAAUGGGACGGAGCGAGAAGAGGGAGUGUUAACUCUGUGGAGAAAGACAAACUCAUACCUGGUUCUGGUUGAAAAUGGGACCAAAGAGGGCCAUCAGAUGCUCAUGGAGGCCAGAGACACUUUAUUAAAGAAAAAAGAGAAGACUGCUUAUGACAACCGACCAGCGUCAGUGUUUGCUCCGUGUCCUCAUGAAAUGACGUGUCCUAAACUUGUGCAUGAGCCCGUCACGCCCUGCAACUUCCAGCAGAUGUACCAUCCUCUGCCACUGCCCGGGCACAAUGAGCGGCAGACGGAGAAGUUCAGCUACCUGAUUCUGACUCGGACAGAGCCAGCGGAGACUGAAACAGAAGGUGUGGACUGGGCACGGCUGACUGCACCGGUACAGCGCAGAUCAAGACACGUCCAUUGUCGAAUGUGCUGCCCCGAUGGACAACUACAACACCUGGUUUUGACAGCAAGAAAACACAGCAGAGAUGUGUACCGCUGUGCCCGGAGCAGUGAUUGGGGAGAUCAACUGCCAAUGAUUCAGAGAGUUGAUGAUGACAUCCAAAGUGAUUCAGAGUGAGGAUUCAGCGAGGAAGAGACACAUUCUUUGGCCUUAUAGACACCCUAUAACGGAAUAAGCCUGCCGACUAAGGCCUCAUCAGUUUUUAGUUUAACAGACCAUCUGCAUUUACUUACUGGAGUUGUUAAAAUACCGGCACAUUUGACAGACUUU
Molecule: messenger RNA, 1653 nt
Organism: Epinephelus fuscoguttatus (brown-marbled grouper)
Lineage: Eukaryota; Metazoa; Chordata; Actinopteri; Perciformes; Serranidae
Gene: mettl17
Product: methyltransferase like 17
Exons: 14
Coding region: 118-1500 (460 amino acids)
Biological process (GO): translation
Cellular component (GO): mitochondrial small ribosomal subunit
Molecular function (GO): methyltransferase activity; structural constituent of ribosome
Source: RefSeq, a predicted model, not a curated record